CUCAGUUUCACUUGCGCCGGACUGUUCGAGGAUCAACAUGAGGAUCCUUUUUGUCACUUUUUUCCAGUUGCUGGUGAUCCAAGGUUUUGCCUGGUCCAUGCAUACCUGGGCUGAUAUGGGAAGGAUUAGACAGAAACGUGCUUGGAUCAUUGAUUCUUUUUCUAUCGAAGAAGAAAAUCCUGGACCGUUUCCUUAUACACUCGGAAGGAUUGAACUUGAAAGGAACUAUUGGGAACUUGUUAAUUUCGAACUCUUUGAUUUGGGUUCGCUGGAAAAUAUCCUCAUCAUUGAUAACAAUACAGGUGCAAUUUCUGUAAGUGAAAAAGUGGAUUACGAAGCUAUUGGAAACCAUAAUUACAACCUCCAUUUUAAAGCGAUGAAAAAAGGCCAGAAAGAAGUUUUCGCUAGUCUCGGUGUUGAGAUCAAGAUAUUGGACAUAAAUGACAACCCUCCUAUAUUUGAUAAGUCAAAAUAUGAAAUUUCUGUGGAAGAGUCACAUGCCCAAGGUGAAAAGGUUCUGGUGGUGUUGGCAUCUGAUAAAGACGAUUCAAAAACACCAAAUGGAACUUUCUCCUUCACAAUCAAGUCUGUCACACCAAAAACAGACAAUGUUGAGUUUUAUAUCCAACAAAACAAUCAAAUUGGGACAAUUUACUUUAAAGGGUGCUUGGACUACGAGAAAGCUCAAAAAUAUACAAUUCUGGUUGAAGCAAAGGAUCAUGGAGAAAAGAAAAAGCUCUCAAGCACAAGUACAGUAACAGUCAAUAUUUCUGACAAUAACAACCACAUUCCAGAGUUCUCCGGCCAUACAGGCAGUGGGAAAGUAAAGGAACGAGUCACUGGAACUGAAGUUUUGAGACUUCAAGUAAAAGACAAAGACAGCCGUGGCUCAAAACCCUGGAAAGCUAAAUACACAAUCCAUGGAGACAGGAAGCAUAUAUUUAAAAUAGAAACAGACCCAACUACAAAUGAAGGGAUUUUAACUGUUGUUAAGCCAAUGGACUAUGAGGAGCAAACUUAUCACAAUUUGUCCAUCAGCGUGCAGAAUGAGGCUCCUUACUUUUCAUGUACAAUUAAAAAGCGACCACAAGACUCUAUGUGGGAACUCAUCAGAUUUUUUGAAACUGCUGAAACAAGUGAUACAAACCUCUAUAAGUCCAUCCCAGUGACCAUUUAUGUUGAAGAUGUCAAUGAACCUCCAGUAUUUAUUCCAAAUGUUAUGGAUGUGUUGGCAAUGGAGAACACAGAUGCUGGAACUUAUUUAACAACAGUUACUGCUGUAGAUUUAGAUGAAGUCCAUGGAAACACAAUAAAAUAUAUUAAAGGGGGCGAUGUUGCUGGUUGGAUAACUGUUGAUAAACAUACUGGAAACGUAUCCACAGUCAAAAUUCUGGACAGAGAAUCACAAUCUGUGACAAACAGUGUAUAUGAAGCAAUCUUGUAUGCAGUGGAUAAUGGUUCACCACCACUGACCGGCACAGGCACUGUGCGUAUUUACCUACAAGACCAAAAUGAUAAUGUGCCAAUGUUGACUUUGCGUCAUGUGCACAUGUGCUUGGACAAAGAGCCCACAACAGUCAACAUCUCAGCUGUAGAUCUGGACCUUCCUCCAUAUAGUUCACCUUUCUACUACGAGUUGUUGGGUGAUGUUGUGGGGAAAUGGAGGAUUGAUCCAACUCAUGGUACAACUGUGAAUCUUUAUAAAGAAAGCAAUAUAUAUUCAGGUCAUCAUUCUCUCCAGAUGAGAAUUUCAGACCAGCAGGGACUUUUUGCCAUCCAUAAUCUGUCAGUCACUGUGUGCAACUGUUCUAGACAUUCCAAAUGCCAAAGUACGGUGCCAAGCUUUCGGAUGGGCAUUUGGGGCACAUGCGUCGUUCUCCUUGCAGUUCUUUUACUUACAGCAAUGCUCCUAAUGGCCCUGCUAUGCAGCACUGGGAAAUUAACUAUUCAUAUAAAUGACGACGGCUCUAGUUAUUUGAUGACAUCCAAUACUGAACACAAAGGAACAGACUGUGAGAGAUUUCCAGGAAAACAGGCUGAUGCACGGGUUCAGAAUUCAGUUUACUCUGACCAGCUGUCUCGGAAAUCAGUAUUUAGAAAUUCCUCAACGCGUUCAUUCAGGGAGAUAAAAAAAACUCAGGGAUCAAAAUGUAUAUCUUCAUCUUCUUACAACAGUUUAUCCAUCAAGAGGCAAAGCCUUUUCACUCUCAUAAACCAGCGACUGCUUGAUCUUCAAAACAGUGAUCAGGCACAUGAUGCUUAUAAACCGCACUGUUACGCACAUGAAGGAGAAUUUAUUGCCAAAGCUGAUCUGGAUGCAAUCUCCAUCGCCGAGAUGGACUUUCUUCCAGAAAUGCUUAAUAAUCUGGACUACAAAUUCAGAGAUCUAGCCUCAAUUUGCAGACCUGACUUGAUCACAAAAAAGGAUAAUUUAUAUCAGAAAGUAUAACAAGUGUUCUGAGUAUGAGACAGAACUGGUAUCAAAAUAAAAAGAGUAACAUAUAGUGAAUGAUUAGGGUUGGUGGGAAAAUUAUAUUUUACUGUGGUGACAGAUUAUAAAUGGAUUUUAUAGGAUUGUCUGUUUGUGUAUUGAUUUAAAUUUUCAACAGCAUUACUUACUAAUCCAUAACCAAUUUCUAAUGAUUAGGAUAUCAUGCAUCGAUAAUGUUACAUGAAAUCGAAAAAAAAAACAAAUUGAGAUUUGUGAAACCUGUGUGCUGCCAUUUUGUGAUGAUCUAGUGAUGUGUUUUGUUUACAUCCAAACGUGAUUUAACAGGAUCAAUAUAUUAAUGG
This is a messenger RNA of Triplophysa dalaica, 2793 nucleotides long. RefSeq names its product cadherin-like protein 26. Lineage: Eukaryota; Metazoa; Chordata; Actinopteri; Cypriniformes; Nemacheilidae. Bases 38 to 2449 code for a protein of 803 amino acids. Gene Ontology annotation, molecular function: cadherin binding; calcium ion binding. Gene Ontology annotation, biological process: adherens junction organization; multicellular organism development; calcium-dependent cell-cell adhesion. The transcript has 16 exons. The record is from RefSeq and is a predicted model, not a curated record. Gene Ontology annotation, cellular component: catenin complex; adherens junction; plasma membrane.